Molecule: messenger RNA, 603 nt
Organism: Homalodisca vitripennis (glassy-winged sharpshooter)
Lineage: Eukaryota; Metazoa; Arthropoda; Insecta; Hemiptera; Cicadellidae
Product: collagenase 3-like
Exons: 4
Coding region: 1-603 (200 amino acids)
Biological process (GO): proteolysis; collagen catabolic process; extracellular matrix organization
Cellular component (GO): extracellular matrix
Molecular function (GO): zinc ion binding; metalloendopeptidase activity
Source: RefSeq, a predicted model, not a curated record
AUGGCUUCAAUUGACAAGAUUACAUUCAAUUCUUUCACUGCCAAAGCUGACCCUGUUACCCCUUCACAAGUCUACACCAUGGGCGCACCCAGCAAGGAUGUGGGGGGUGGCAGCUACAUCCUGCCCCCCUUAUGCGAGCGGCUGGCUUGGCGAGGCCUAAAACACACUUUAGGCCGACUAAUAAUCGAACUGCUGCGGUUACCUCGUGUGCAGGUGAGAGCACUUUCCUCCAUUUCCUUGCCAAGUUUCCUGUGUCCUGCUAUGUCACCAAUCCUGUACCCUAUGUCCUAUAUUCAGACCUGUGUCCACCUGCGGACAUAUCACACAGAGCUGGACCAUGGGCAAGUGCGGAGAGAGCUUCACCAGGCGCUGGAAAUCUGGUCAAGACACUCCAACCUCACUUUCCGAGAGAUGAACAGCGAUGAUGCGGACAUCAUCAUCAAGUUUCACAGAAGAGAGCAUGGGGAUGGCUAUGCAUUCGAUGGACGAGGGAAUAUCCUAGCCCACGCCUUCUUCCCUGGGGAAGAUAGAGGGGGUGACGUGCAUUUCGACGAUGAUGAGACUUGGCUUCUUGAGUACCAACACAAGGAGGAUGGUCAGUAA